Molecule: messenger RNA, 501 nt
Organism: Ilex paraguariensis (yerba mate)
Lineage: Eukaryota; Viridiplantae; Streptophyta; Magnoliopsida; Aquifoliales; Aquifoliaceae
Source: the annotation of a GenBank genome assembly
GAAUACAAUGCCACAAUUGAGUUCUAUUGGGCUCCAUUUCUAGUGGAGUCCAAUUCAGACCUCCAUGUAAUAGGGGAUCCAAAGAAGAGAAUUCUAAGAGUUGAUUCAGUUUCCAAGCAUGCUAAACACUGGGUAGGAGUGGAUAUUCUUAUCUUCAACACUUACGUUUGGUGGAUGAGUGGUCUCAAGAUCAAAUCACUAUGGGGCUCAUUUGCAAAUGGAGAAGAAGGGUUUGAAGAGUUGGAUGCCCCAGUUUCCUACAGAAUAGGGCUCAAGACAUGGGCCAAUUGGGUUGACUCAACUAUUGAUCCUAAUAAGACCCGCGUCUUCUUCACUACCAUGUCCCCUACACACCAGAGAAGUGCAGACUGGAACCGUAAGGAUGGGAUUAGGUGCUACAACGAAACAAGACCAGUGAAGAAGAAAGGCCAUUGGGGAACUGGUUCUGAUAAAAGAAUAAUGAGUGUGGUGGCCAAUNCCCUACAAAAUUCGACAUCAUGA